Molecule: messenger RNA, 1903 nt
Organism: Rhodamnia argentea
Lineage: Eukaryota; Viridiplantae; Streptophyta; Magnoliopsida; Myrtales; Myrtaceae
Product: cytochrome P450 84A1
Exons: 2
Coding region: 60-1625 (521 amino acids)
Biological process (GO): lignin biosynthetic process
Molecular function (GO): iron ion binding; monooxygenase activity; heme binding
Source: RefSeq, a predicted model, not a curated record
CUCCAACCUAGCAACACAGUCUAAUAAGUUGCGCUUGAUUCCUCUCCAAAAGCCAAUCCAUGGAUUUUCCCCAUUAUUAUUCUCAACUCCGGCAAUCACCCAUGACCCUCCUCCUCUCCGCCAUCCCGUUCCUCCUCUUCCUCGGCCUAGUCGCUCGGCUCCGGCGCAAGCCUCCCUACCCGCCGGGCCCGAGGGGCCUCCCGGUCAUCGGGAACAUGCUCAUGAUGGGCGAGCUGACCCACCGUGGGCUGGCGAAGCUCGCAGAGAGGUAUGGCGGGAUCUUCCAUCUCCGCAUGGGCUUCCUCCACAUGGUUGCCGUGUCGUCCCCCGACGUGGCCCGCCAGGUCCUCCAGGUCCAGGACGGGGUCUUCUCGAACCGGCCUGCCACGAUCGCGAUCAGCUACCUGACCUACGACAGGGCCGACAUGGCGUUCGCACACUAUGGCCCGUUUUGGCGGCAGAUGCGGAAGCUGUGCGUGAUGAAGCUCUUCAGCCGGAAGAGGGCCGAGUCGUGGGAGUCGGUCCGCGAUGAGGUCGAUAAGAUGGUGCACACCGUGGCGGGCAGCACGGGUUCCCCCGUGAACGUGGGCGAGCUCGUGUUCGAGCUCACGCGUGACAUCAUCUACCGCGCGGCCUUCGGCACGAGCUCGAUCGAGGGCCAAGACGAGUUCAUUAGCAUCUUGCAAGAGUUCUCGAAACUGUUCGGCGCCUUCAACAUAGCCGACUUCAUCCCGUGCCUAAGUUGGGUCGAUCCUCAGGGGAUCACCGCCAGGCUCGUCAAGGCACGGCAGUCGCUGGACAGGUUCAUUGACCACAUUAUAGACGAUCACAUGGACAAGAAGAGGAACAAGACUAGGGUUAACGGAGGCGACCAAGAUGCGGAUACGGACAUGGUGGAUGAACUGUUGGCCUUUUACAGCGAGGAAGCCAAGGUGAACGAGUCCGAUGAUCUGCAGAACUCGAUCAGGCUAACGAGGGACAACAUCAAGGCCAUCAUCAUGGACGUGAUGUUUGGUGGGACGGAGACGGUGGCGUCGGCGAUCGAGUGGGCCAUGGCGGAGCUCAUGCGGAGCCCCGACGACCUGAAGAAGCUCCAACAAGAACUCGCCGACGUGGUGGGCUUAGACCGGAGGGUCGAGGAGAGCGACUUCGAGAAGUUGACCUAUCUCAAGUGCGCGCUCAGGGAGACCCUCCGCCUCCACCCGCCGAUCCCGCUGCUCCUCCACGAGACGUCGGAGGACGCGGUGGUGGCCGGCUACCGCAUCCCCGCGCGGUCCCGCGUCAUGAUCAACGCGUGGGCGAUCGGGCGGGACCCCAGCUCGUGGCCCGAGCCCAAGAGGUUCAGGCCAUCCCGGUUCCUGGAGCCGGGCGUGCCGGACUACAAGGGGAGCAACUUCGAGUUCAUCCCGUUCGGGUCGGGGCGGAGGUCGUGCCCGGGGAUGCAGCUCGGGCUCUACGCGCUCGAGAUGGCAGUGGCCCACCUCCUGCACUGCUUCACGUGGGAGCUGCCAGACGGGAUGAAGCCGAGCGAGAUGGACAUGGGCGACGUCUUUGGGCUCACGGCGCCGAGAUCGACCCGGCUCGUGGCGGUGCCGACUCCAAGGUUGGUGGGUGCUCUAUAUUGAGCAAACAAAGGGAGAAAGCGGGAGGUGGCAAAAGCGAUUUGCAUGGAUUUUUCAAUUUUUGCUUUGUAUUAUAAAAAAGUGAAAUAACUCAAGAGGACCGGGGGAAAAAAAAAAGAUUUGAGACGGAACUUGAAUGAAUAUUUGUUCUGAUCUCUUUUGUCUUUCUUAUGUGGAUAUCACAAGACUAUCUCAUUUUGUGGUGUUCUUUUGUAAUUUCCUUGAUCGUCAUGCACAAAUAAGUGUUGAAUUACCAAGCCUUUACAUCAUUAAGGGACAAU